Messenger RNA from Marasmius oreades (fairy-ring Marasmius), 2129 nucleotides. RefSeq lists its product as uncharacterized. Gene Ontology annotation, cellular component: cytosolic [4Fe-4S] assembly targeting complex. The record is from RefSeq and is a predicted model, not a curated record. Gene Ontology annotation, biological process: iron-sulfur cluster assembly. Gene Ontology annotation, molecular function: 4 iron, 4 sulfur cluster binding. NCBI's taxonomy places the organism in Eukaryota, Fungi, Basidiomycota, Agaricomycetes, Agaricales, Marasmiaceae. The transcript has 4 exons. The coding region runs from base 71 to 2017 and encodes 648 amino acids.
UCAGAACAACAUGGACUGAAAUUGUACGUUCGUUUCUAUCUUCCAUCGUCCUUUUGAUUUAUUCACAAGCAUGACUUUUUCUGGUGCUCUAACUCUCACAGAUCUGAAUGACUUCAUCACACCCUCUCAAAUAUGCAUCAAACCAGUCGAACAAGUUCGUUCGCAGGAUGAAGAAGGAACGGACCAAGGUACCGCUUCGGUAUGUUCUAGCAUUUCCUUUUUGUUUCUCCAUUCGCUCGAGAACAAACGAGUUACCCGCCCUGGACAGACGGAGAUCCGCAUCGAUUCGAGCGGGGCCUAUUACGAAGUCACAACGAGACCCUACGGUGAUUCUGCAGCAGAGAACAAGGUCAUCAAUGGCACAUCUUCGACGAGAUACGGGGACUCGGGUGGAAAACAGUUGGAGCAAGCACAAGUCAACUUGAAUGAUUGUUUAGCGUGUAGUGGCUGUAUCACCUCUGCAGAAUCUGUUCUCAUAACACUCCAAUCCCACACGGAAGUGUUGAACUUUCUCGAAGAGAACACCUCUAUUUCCCCGCCGUCGAAACGGAAGAUUCCAGUCAUAUCAAUAUCUCCACAAACGCUCGCGUCUUUGGCUGCUUCGAUAUCAUCCAAUAGUGCUCAGUCGCGUGUGACACCAAGGCAAGUUCUCCGCCGACUGCGCGUGUUUUGCAAGGAAGUGUUAGGGUUCUGCUACGUAUUUGAUACAACAUUCGCGAGGCAUGUGGCGCUUAGGGAGCAUUUACAAGAGUUUAUUGAACGAAGAGAGAAACAUAGAGAGAGGCUCAAAACCGUUGGCGAUACGACGGAUCCACCUCAAUUACCGAUGCUAUCGAGCGCGUGUCCAGGCUGGAUCUGCUAUGCCGAAAAGACGCAUUCAGAAAUGUUGCCCUUUAUCUCCAACACCAAGAGCCCACAACAGACCAUGGGAACCUUAGUGAAGGAGUGGAUGGGGAGGAAAUGGGGUAAAUUACCUGACGGGAUUUACCACGUCACGGUGAUGCCGUGCUACGACAAGAAGCUCGAGGCAUCAAGGAGUGAUUUCUACAACGAUGUGUAUUCAACACGCGAGGUAGACUGUGUUAUCACAACGGGGGAACUAGAAAGGCUUGUUCAGGAAAAGAACUUCAAUCUAGCGGCUGCAGUUCCCGGCGAAUUGGAACUGCCACCUAGCACUGGCCCUGAAUCGUCGAUAGGCACGGGUCCGGGAGUGGCGGAUUAUACAUUCCCAGAGCUUUUGCGACACUCGGGGAGUUCAUCAGGCUCAUACCUCGACACCGUCAUGUCUCACGUCAUAGAGCGCUCAGAAGUUCCAUUAGAGCUUUCUGUGAAACAGAUCCGAAACGCUGAUUACGAGGAAUACGUCCUCAGGAAACGCGAAGGAGAAGUGGUGUUCAAGGGAGCGAAAUGCUACGGGUUUAGAAAUCUCCAGAACGUAGUGAGGAAGGUCGGGAAGGAAAGUGGCGUCCGAACAGGUGCCGGUGCCGCAGGGAAACUCACCGGUAGAGGAACUGCCGCCAGAAGAGGCAGAAGAGGUGCGAUGGAUGGAUCAAGCGCAAACGAGAAUGUAGGCUAUGACUACGUCGAGGUUAUGGCAUGUCCCGGAGGGUGUGUCAACGGUGGCGGACAGUUGAAACCUCCGGCAGCCGCGAUGAAAGGAAUGUUAUUGGACGAAGAAGGGUUCACUCGUGACUGGGGCAGCAACGGUGCGUCAGUCGAAGCGGGCUCCGGAACGCGAUGGGGAAACAGGGAAUGGAACAAAAAGGUUGAGGAAGUCUAUUGGCAUGAUCUAUCAACGCCCUCAGGCUCUCCUGAUGGAGAUGGAGAAGUCAAAGAAGAGCUUGGGGAAAUAAAGAUUGCGGGUCAGAGUUGGACAAGCCAUAUGACAAGGAUAUCAGAUCAGCUUUACAUCGAUAUCACACAGGAACUUUGUCGUUCCGACGCGCUAUAUUCGCCAUUCAGGACGCAGUAUCGUGCGGUUGGGAGCGAGGUGAUAGGGUUGGCUGUCAAGUGGUAGAAUGGUUAGCCGUGCUUUAUUGUAACACAAUCGAUAGACAAUAGACAAAGAGUCGACAACUAAAUCUAGAGAAAUGAUGAUAUGGACUGCCGCCUCCGGCACUACAGCGUGG